AUUCGUUUAAUGAGGAACCCAACCCGACUUGGCCUUAUACGGUCAAGAAUGGUCGGCGCCAGAGCGGCUUCGGCUGAAAUUCUCGUUUUUCUGGACAGCCAUGUGGAGACGACAUCUCACUGGUUGGAGCCACUAUUGGCACGAUUGUUAAAUGCCAAGAAUCACACUGGGAAUGACUGCAGGGAAAGCCAGCCGAUGGAACCACAAAUUAACUGUCUUCAGUCUGUCGCUGAGCGACUGAUUGUCAGUCCAAUAAUCUACGAUAUCUCUAAUCCCAAUGAGUUGGAUGACAGCCCUGUUUUGGGCGGGUUCACGUGGAAUCUGACAUUUCGUUGGGAAUAUAUGAAGGCAGCAAAUCGAUUGGACCAAACCAUGCAACCAUGGGCAUCGCCAGCCAUUUCAGGUGGAAUUUAUGCUGCAUGGCGCGAAGGAUUCUUUGACCUCGGUGGCUACGAUGAGGAAAUGAAUAUAUGGGGCGCUGAAAAUGUGGAACUAUCUCUGAGAACAUGGUUGUGCUCGGGUCGAAUGGAGAUUAUUCCGUGUAGUCGUGUUGGCCAUUAUUAUCGGUCCGUGCAUCCCUACAAUUUUCCACAAGGCAAAGAGCAUACAGUAUUACGCAAUCGCAAGCGAACGGCUCUGGUGUGGUUUAUUCACGGAGAAAGCCAAGAUCGGGGACAGCUUUAUUUACAAAACUUUUAUAAAAACAGUCCAACUGCAAUUAACAUAAAUGCAGGAAGUUUAUCAGAAAGGAGGAAAAUCGCACAAGAUUUAAAUUGCAAAUCUUUUACUUGGUAUUUAGACAACAUUUAUCCAUCCUUAAGGGAUGAAACGGACAUCUUUUACCCUUGGAUGUCUAUGACGCUACCUGACUGGGAAGACCUGACAGAGGGGUCAGAUGAUCGUCAGGUACUGGAUUGUCAUUCAAUGAGUCGUGUACACCAAUCACAUCGCUCCAGCGUGAGCACGUUGGACUGUUCAGAUAUCAAAAUUCAGAUGCGUCCAAGGUACGUUGGUGAGGUUGUGGUAACACGCUCGCCUCGCAUGUCAGAUGUCCGGAGUUCAAACCCCGGUAUGGCUACUGGAUAUGCCCUGCUGAUUCGCCAUAAUAAAAGCAAAACUCGAGUCCAUUGCUCCCAUUUGGGUGGACUCAUCAGAAUAAAUUAUAACAAUGAAUCAGUGAACCAGCUGGUGAGACACCUGUUCAGUAAACAGAACACCACAUUUUGUUCUCGUUCACAUUAG
This is a messenger RNA of Opisthorchis viverrini, 1242 nucleotides long. RefSeq lists its product as hypothetical. The record is from RefSeq and is a predicted model, not a curated record. The transcript has 4 exons. Bases 10 to 1242 code for a protein of 410 amino acids. Lineage: Eukaryota; Metazoa; Platyhelminthes; Trematoda; Opisthorchiida; Opisthorchiidae. Gene Ontology annotation, cellular component: Golgi apparatus.